This is a messenger RNA of Halichondria panicea, 841 nucleotides long. RefSeq lists its product as uncharacterized. NCBI's taxonomy places the organism in Eukaryota, Metazoa, Porifera, Demospongiae, Suberitida, Halichondriidae. The transcript has 6 exons. Bases 1 to 777 code for a protein of 258 amino acids. The record is from RefSeq and is a predicted model, not a curated record.
AUGCAUUCGCAAUUGGUAAAUCCUAUUGAUUCUGAAGAUUACCAGAGUAUUACCAUCACCUACUCCUACUCCGCCCCCCUAUCUUCCCCCCUUACCAACUGCACACUAGUGACAAUACUCGACAAUGACAUUAUCGAGCCAUGUGAAGACUUCAGGGCCAACCUUAGCUCACCCUCUGAGAGAGCGGUGCUCAGUCCAAGCUCACUUAGUAUCAUCAUUCAUGAUGAUGAAGACAUCACCUCCCCUCUGUUGUUGUUCAACAACUCACCUCAAAUCAGUGGGAGCGAUCUGACAGCCUACUACAACUUGACGGGCUGUGCCAGGGUCACUUGUGAGGUCAGGAAUCAACAAGAUUGUUCUCAACCUGUCGGUAGUUUUGAGGGUGUGUGGUUUGGACAGAAUGCGAUCAAUAGGAGGAUACUGCGACAGUUUGCUAUUAUCGUGGAUGCAUACUGUCCCAACCAAAUAGUCCCAGUGUUCGAAGACAGGCCAAUCAGAGGUGAUAAUACUCAGUGCAGUCAGCACUUCACUGACCAACAGUAUGAGUUUGACCCCGUCUCUGGAAAUGUGACUGUGGAGUGGGAGGGAACUGGACCCGAUGUAACUGUUCAAGUUAGCCAGUUUAUGUGCAGGUUACCUAAUACAGACACAUUUUCGUGUGUUAGUCCCCUUGUUAUCACCGGUCUGUCCUCUGGAAGCCACACCCUCUUAGUCACACCAGUGGGAAUCAGUGGGUGUACAAGGAUGGUCACUAGGAGCUUACUCAUAACCAUCUGAACAGUUAUUCAGGACAUUUUAAUGCUGACAUACGUGUGUGCUCCUAUAUUCAUAUAAUGCCUUA